GUGACAGAUGAUACGUCAGGGUGAUUGUUAUAGGUGGCCAAAGUCAAGGAUGCAUCAGACAAACAAACAAACACAAACUGCAAAUCUCUCUUGCUUCCUACCACCACCAUCUUCACAAUGUCUGGAAAGAACUCUCUUGCUGUCUGGAAGAUCAAGGCUGCUGCUUCUGCUCAGACCAUGAAUUCUACUUCUGCCUCGAACACUGCUUGUGCCAUGAAUACUUUGGCUGCUCAUGCCAAGGACACUGGUGCUGCCCAGGACAUGGAUACUACUCAGGAUAUGGAUACUGCCCAGGACAUGAAUACUUUGGCUGCUCAAGCCAAGGAUACUGGUGCUGCUGCUGCCCAGGACAUGCGAGCAAUCAUCCACUAAAGCGCUGUCAGUUUGCACUAAACAAGUACAAAUUUUGAGAACGAAAUUGAUGGCACUCGAGGGAGUGGCACACUCCCUCAAAUUCAUUCAAAUCUUCGUAUUAUGCAUUGCUGCUUCACCUGAACAUGCUUUAGUACUCUCUGAACUCCCUGUAAAGUUCUUACAGUAAUUCAUGCUAAUUCAAGCACGCUCGAGCGCAUUUAUGCCAGAA
Messenger RNA from Mycena citricolor, 583 nucleotides. The record is from the annotation of a GenBank genome assembly. Lineage: Eukaryota; Fungi; Basidiomycota; Agaricomycetes; Agaricales; Mycenaceae.